Molecule: messenger RNA, 526 nt
Organism: Daphnia magna
Lineage: Eukaryota; Metazoa; Arthropoda; Branchiopoda; Diplostraca; Daphniidae
Exons: 3
Coding region: 62-526 (154 amino acids)
Source: RefSeq, a predicted model, not a curated record
UGCGCAUUUUAGGCAACGGAACAAGAACACAGAAACCCCCGGUAUAAAAAGGGCGGACGACAUGGCCUUUCGAUCGUCAUCCUUGGAGGCAACAUCAUCGCAAAGAUACACACAUCACUUCGCUCUGGUCAUCCUCGCGUCCAUCAGAAUGAAUCAUUUGGCUAUUUUCACCCUUUCCGUGCUGACGGCACAUUCUGUGUGUGCCCAAAUGGCAGCCGACUGGCCCAAACAAACCCAUUUCCUAUCCACGCCCUACUAUUUCUACAACCAUCAAGUCAUCCCGACUCAAGCGAAGGCGCCCGUUCUUGAUCAACAUGAUCCAUUUACGCCGCAACGCGACGCCAUGAUCUCCGUCUUGCUACGAGAACUCAAAGAAACGAACGUCGUCGUUGAAAAUGUCAAAAACGAAUUGGCUCAAAUGAAAAAAAUGGUAGAAGAUAAAGUCGGGGCGGAAGGAUCCAAGUCAAACGGUAAUAACAGAAGUUGUGGCAAAACACUCGCGUCAACUAAUCUGCUUUCGUCGUGA